Setaria italica (foxtail millet) is the source of this 1664-nucleotide messenger RNA. RefSeq lists its product as uncharacterized. Gene Ontology annotation, cellular component: plasma membrane. The transcript is spliced from 3 exons. Bases 191 to 1102 code for a protein of 303 amino acids. The record is from RefSeq and is a predicted model, not a curated record. Lineage: Eukaryota; Viridiplantae; Streptophyta; Magnoliopsida; Poales; Poaceae.
CCCUCCGCUCCACCUCCGCUAACUUUGCCGCUCCCGUUUAAAAGCCACCGCGCACCACCAGUCCACACCACCAACACCAUCCCAAACGCCCAGCUCCCCAACCCCCACUCUACCGCAGCCAAAUCGGACUCGCACGGACGCACGCACGAACGCCCAAGAGAUCGCACGGGCGCGCGGCUAGCUCUAGCUCAUGCAGAUCCUCCGGCUGCUCGCGGCGCGGCGCUUCCGCCGCCGGCGCCGCGCGGUGUCUACGAUCACCGCCACCGCGACGGCGCCGGUCACGCCGCGCGGCGGCUGCUGCGCGUACGGCGAGGAGGAGGACGAGGGCCCGUUCUUCGACCUGGACCUGUCCUGCUGCUCCGCGCCCGCGUCCAGCGCCGGCAGCCAGGCGGCCGAGUCGGGCUCCGAGUCCGAGGACUGCUCCUCGGCCUGCGCCGCCGCCGUGAACGCCGCCCGCGGUGCCGACCUCGACUUCGUCAUCUCGCUGCAGCGGAGCCGCUCCGCGUCGCCGUCCUACGAGGAGCGCCUCUUCUUCCGCGGCGCGGCGGCGCCGCCGCCGCACCUUCCCCCGCCGCUCAUGUUCUGCGCGUCCGAGCCGAGCGACGCCGGCUCGCGCGCUCGGAGCAGCAGCGCGAGCCGGCGCGGGGGCGGCAGGCUGCAACUGCGCACGCUCAGCUUCGGCUCCGCCAAGGCCGCCUUCUACGGCGGUCGCGCCAGCUUCUCCCGGAGCGCCAGCAGCAGCGCGCGCUCCGCCGCCAGGCUCUUCGCCGGGUACGGCUCGCCCGACGACGUGGACCUGCAGCGGGACGAGGCCAGGGCCCGCUCGCCCUCGGUCGACGUCAUCCGGCGGUACCUCAGCAAGAUCUCGAGCCGGCUGCGGCGCGUGGCGCCGACCACCGCCGCCGCGGACCUCCGGCUCCAGAAGAGCCGCUCGGCGUCCGCGGCGCAGGUGUCGGCCGCCGCCCAGUCGCCGGCGGCCGCCCGCCGCGACGACUCGCUCGCCGAGAAGCAGGACGGCAUCGCCAGCGCCAUCGCGCACUGCAAGGAGUCGCUCCACCGAGCUAGCAAGCGGGCUGCAAGGUUUCUCUCAGCCUUUUCCUAGCCCACUCGUACAAUGCGUCCGUCUCGGAGCUUGACACGUCGCUGCUGCGGUCGCGGAGUGACCCCGGGACGUGACAUCCACGCGAGCAACCAGCAUCGUUGCUGGGGUUCUGCAUUUGCCACCAUGCUCACCAUUCGACUUGCUCCUAGCUAGAGGGCCGGAGGUUGAAGAAACGGCGGCCGAAGCUUCGCGCUGAAUUUCGCGGAGGACGCGAGGAAAAGACGGCGAACCUGCUGCCGCGAGUGCGAAUUGCUAAAGGCUCUCGUCAAGAACGUGCAGGGGUCGGUUUCGCGGGCGAGCGCGAGAGAUCUUUAGCCUUGUUUAUGCGUGCGAGCGGGUUCUUUUGGUGGGUUUAGGCGUGGGGAAAGAGCUCCUUUUAGGCUCCUUUAGCCACCUCCCCCAUGUACAAGCGUGGAUCUGUGUCACCUCCUUUCCUUUUGUUAGGUUUCCUCUUUUUUGGUUCACUUUGUACAAGAGAGUUGCAACACGACCUGUAAUUAGGUACUCAACCUUAUGUACCGCUUGGCUCGCCGCCACUGUUGCUAGUUGCUACUUGUCAGAA